Poecilia latipinna (sailfin molly) is the source of this 1591-nucleotide messenger RNA. RefSeq names its product zinc finger protein 3-like. Gene Ontology annotation, cellular component: chromatin; transcription regulator complex; PcG protein complex. The transcript has 4 exons. Gene Ontology annotation, molecular function: RNA polymerase II cis-regulatory region sequence-specific DNA binding; DNA-binding transcription factor activity, RNA polymerase II-specific. The coding region runs from base 242 to 1591 and encodes 449 amino acids. The record is from RefSeq and is a predicted model, not a curated record. NCBI's taxonomy places the organism in Eukaryota, Metazoa, Chordata, Actinopteri, Cyprinodontiformes, Poeciliidae. Gene Ontology annotation, biological process: regulation of transcription by RNA polymerase II.
AAACGGAACUAUAAUUUUUGUUCCGGACUUCCGGUUUCACUGGCCCCGCCCCCUCGUGCUCCCUUCAGGAUUCUUCCUCCAUUGUUCUCGUUUCGUCAGCAGCGGGAGCGUCGCUGGAGCUGAAAGAGAGAAGCAGCAGCGGCUGAUCAUGAUGAUGAUGAACUCUGGAAGGACGUUUGCGGCUUGAGGCUCAGCUGGAGGGAAGCAGAAGCUCCAGCAGCGGAGGAAGAGACGCCACAAGAUGGAGGACGUUUUCCAGACCAGAGUCCUGCUGCGCACAUCAGAUGUUAAAAAAGAGGCUGAUGUUGACCAGCAGGAGGCGCUGCGUCUCCAGAUAAAGGAGGAAGAGGAGGAACUCUGUGUGAGUGAGGAAGGAGAGCAGCUCAGAGUGAAGGAGGAGACGGAUGGCAGGUUUCCAUCGACUGCAGCUUCGAUCAGCAAUGUUAAAGAAGAGCCUCCAGAAAAUCAGAGUCCUGACGUGGAUCCUUUCGACGUAAAAGAGGAAAAUAGUAAAAUCUGCUCCAGUCAUGAAGAGAAGCUGCUCAGAGUGAAGGAGGAGCCUGAUUAUUCUAGGUUCCCAUUAAAUAUUGUUUAUGUUAAUAGUGAGGAUGAUGAAGAGAAACCAGUGACGUCUCAGCUUCAUCAGCCCCAAACAGAAAAUGGAGAUUUUCCAACCAGCAGCUCAGGCGACCAGAUAAAAGCAGAAAUUGAAGUUGAGAUCUGUGGAGCAGCAGAGUCCAGCAGGAACCCAGAUAUAAAUACACCUGGAGGAACUUUGAGCCAUUCAGAGACUGAUGAUGAGGAUGAAGAUGAAGAGGAUGACGAUGAUGAUGAUUGGAACCAUCAUGAAUCGCAGCAUAGUCAAUUGUCAGACUCUGUGACUAAAGAUGGUCAUCAAAAAUCACAUUUAGACAAAGAUGGAAACAUUCCCGUUGGUGACGAACCUUUUGAUUGUGAUUUUUGUGGGAAAAGUUUUUCCUUAAAGUCAUCUUUAAACAAUCACGUGAAAAUCCACACAGGAGAGAAAUCCUGUGAUUUUUGUGGAAAAACAUUUAACUCCAGUUCAGAUUUAAAGAAGCACAUGAGAGUUCACACAGGAGAGAAACCGUUUUGUUGUGAGGAUUGUGGAAAAAGAUUUUCCCUAAGUGCAUCUUUAAACAGACACAGGAGAGUUCACACAGAAGAGAAACCAUUUGGUUGUGAUGUUUGUGGGAAAAGAUUUACCGUAAGCUCAUAUUUGGAAAAACACAUGAGAAUCCACACACAAGAAAAACUCUUUAGCUGUAAUGAUUGUGGAGAAACAUUUUCCUUAGGGGUAUGUCUAAAGAGACACAUGAGGAUCCACACAGGAGAGAAACCUUUUGGUUGUGAUGUCUGUGGUAAAAGGUUUAACUUAAAGUCUAAUUUAAACGUACACAUGAGAGUACACACAGGACAGAAACCCUUUGGUUGUGAUGAAUGUGGUUUAAAAUUUAGCACAAAUUCUAAUUUAAAGGAACACAUGAGAAUCCACAAGGAUGAAAAAGCCUUUGCUUGUGAUGAAUCAGCGGGAGCGUCACUGGAGCUGAAGGAGAGAAGCAGCAGCGGCUAA